Molecule: messenger RNA, 474 nt
Organism: Diospyros lotus (date-plum)
Lineage: Eukaryota; Viridiplantae; Streptophyta; Magnoliopsida; Ericales; Ebenaceae
Product: secreted RxLR effector protein 161-like
Exons: 1
Coding region: 1-474 (157 amino acids)
Source: RefSeq, a predicted model, not a curated record
AUGGAUCGGAACGUCCGACUCUUGCUGGGACAGGGGGAGCUUUAUUCAGACCCUGGAAGGUAUAGGAGACUGGUAGGCAAGUUGAACUAUCUCACAGUCACUUGUCCUGACAUUGUUUUUGCUAUGAGUGUAGUUAGUCAGUUCCUUAGUUUUCCAUGUGAUUUUCACUGGGAUACUGUUAUUCGGAUUUUGAGAUAUAUCAAAAGAGCACCAGGUAAACGGCUACUCUAUGAGGAAAAGGGACACACAAAUAUUUGUUGUUAUGCAGAUGCAGAUUGGGCAGGAUCUCCUCUUGAUCGUCGGUCAACCUCUAGGUAUUGUGUUCUUGUUGGAGGAAAUCUGGUUUCUUGGAAAAGUAAGAAACAUAAUGUUGUAGCUAGAUUUAGUGCAGAGACAGAGUAUUGGGUUAUGGCUAAUGCAACUUGUGAGCUUAUCUGGCUUAAAACAACUUCUGCAGGAACUCAAGUUUUGUGA